Terrapene triunguis (Three-toed box turtle) is the source of this 3713-nucleotide messenger RNA. RefSeq names its product ataxin 2 (gene ATXN2). Gene Ontology annotation, biological process: cytoplasmic stress granule assembly. Lineage: Eukaryota; Metazoa; Chordata; Testudines; Emydidae. The record is from RefSeq and is a predicted model, not a curated record. The coding region runs from base 56 to 3103 and encodes 1015 amino acids. The transcript is spliced from 26 exons. Gene Ontology annotation, molecular function: RNA binding. Gene Ontology annotation, cellular component: cytoplasmic stress granule.
UCGCAGCAGUGGCAAAGGGCCGCCUACAAUUUCUUUUGAUGGCAUCUAUGCAAACAUGAGAAUGGUUCACAUACUUACAUCAGUUGUUGGAUCCAAAUGUGAAGUACAAGUGAAAAACGGAGGUGUAUAUGAAGGAGUUUUUAAAACCUACAGUCCUAAGUGUGAUUUAGUGCUUGAUGCUGCUCAUCGAAAACCUGCAGAAUCCAGUGUGGGGCCAAAACGGGAAGACAUAUUAGAGAGUAUCUUGUUCAAGUCUUCAGAUUUUGUUAUGGUGCAGUUUAAAGAUAUGGACACCAAUUAUGCAAGGAGAGUUCCUUCAGAAACAGAUGCUUUUACUGAUUCAGCCAUUGGUGUUAAAGUAAAUGGUGAACACAAAGAGAAGGACCUUGAACCAUGGGAUGGAGGCGAGACCACUACCACUGAGGAGCUUGAGGCUUUAGAGACAGAUGUUUCUAAUGGAUGGGAUCCUAAUGACAUGUUUCGUUACAAUGAAGAAAAUUAUGGCAUAGUAUCAACUUAUGACAGCAGUUUAUCUUCAUAUACGGUGCCCUUAGAGAGGGAUAAUUCAGAAGAAUUUUUAAAACGGGAAGCAAGAGCAGCUCAAUUAGCAGAAGAAAUUGAAUCAAGUGCCCAGUACAAAGCUCGGGUUGCCUUGGAAAACGAUGACCGGACAGAAGAAGAAAAAUAUACUGCUGUUCAGAGAAAUUCAAGUGAACGAGAAGGACAUGGUGUGAACACUAGGGAAAGCAAGUAUGUUCCAACUGGACAACGAAAUAGAGAUGUUCUGUCCUGGGGAGGAGGCAGACAAAAUUCACCAAGGAUGGGCCCGUCUGGAUCGGGCCCCUCAAUUUCAAGAUCUGGAUCCCAUACUUCAGACUUUAGUCCUAAUUCUGGAGCAGACCAAAGAGUAGUUAAUGGAGGUGUUCCCUGGCCAUCGCCUUGCCCAUCUCCUUCCUCUCGCCCACCUUCUCGCUACCAGUCAGGUCCCAACUCUCUUCCACCUCGGGCAGCCACCCCUACAAGGCCGCCCUCCAGGCCCCCCUCGCGGCCGUCCAGGCCCCCGUCUCACCCCUCUGCUCAUGGUUCUCCAGCUCCUGUCUCUACUAUGCCUAAACGCAUGUCUGCAGAAGGGCCACCACGGAUGUCUCCUAAGGCACAACGGCACCCUCGAGGUCACAGAGUCUCUACUGUUCCAAGAUUAUCCCCUAAAACACACAGGCCUAGGUCGCCAAGACAGAGCAGUGUUGGAAGUACUCCAGCUGGGCCAGCUCUGUCCUCUCCGCAAGCUGGUACUAUUCCUACUGAAUCAGUUGCCAUGCCUGUCCCAGCUGCAUCUCCCACACCUGCCAGUCCUGCAUCCAAUAGAGCAGUUACCCCAUCCAGUGAAGCUAAAGAUUCCAGGCUUCAGGACCAGAGGCAGAAUUCUGCAGCUGGAAACAAGGAAAAUGCUAAGCCAAGUGAGAUUUCUCCUAGCUUUACUAAACCUGAAAACAAAGGUGUAUCUUCAGUUGUUUCAGAACACAGAAAACAGAUUGAUGAUUUAAAGAAAUUUAAGAACGACUUUAGGUUACAGCCAAGUUCCACCCCAGAGACUGUGGAUCAACUGCUAAACAAAAAUCGAGAAGGUGAAAAAUCCAGAGAUGUGAUUAAAGAGAAAACAGAAUCAAACUCUAAAGAAUCUGUCAUUGAAACCAGCAGUAAUGCGAACUCUAACAGUGGCAGUAGCAAAUCGAAUAGUCCCAGUAUUUCUCCAUCAACUAGUAGUAGCUCUGAGCAGAAGCGAGGGCCAGAGGUAACCUCUCAGGGUGUACAGACAUCUGGACCUGGAAGUAAACAAGAUAAAGAGGAUAAAGAAGAGAAGAAAGAUACCUCUGAGCAAGUUAGGAAAUCAACACUUAAUCCCAAUGCAAAGGAGUUCAACCCUCGAUCUUUUGCUCAACCCAAGCCUUCUACUACACCAACCUCACCUCGUCCACAAGCUCAGCCUAGCCCUUCUAUGGUGGGUCAUCAACAGCCAACUCCUGUGUAUACUCAGCCUGUUUGUUUUGCACCAAAUAUGAUGUACCCGGUCCCAGUGAGCCCAGGCGUGCAGCCUUUGUAUCCUAUUCCCAUGACUCCCAUGCCAGUGAACCAAGCCAAGACCUAUAGAGCAGGUAAAGUACCAAAUAUGCCACAACAACGCCAAGACCAGCAUCAUCAGAGCACCAUGAUGCAUCCUGCCUCAGCCGCAGGCCCCCCUAUUGUAGCUACACCACCAGCCUAUUCAACACAGUAUGUUACCUAUAGUCCUCAACAGUUCCCUAAUCAGCCUCUUGUGCAACAUGUGCCACAUUAUCAGUCUCAGCAUCCUCAUGUUUAUAGCCCUGUAAUACAGGGUAACACUAGAAUGAUGGCACCACCAACACAUGCACAGCCUGGUUUAGUAUCUUCUUCAGCAACACAGUAUGGUGCGCAUGAGCAGACGCAUGCUAUGUAUGCAUGUCCCAAAAUACCAUACAGCAAGGAGACAGGUCCUUCUUUCUACUUUGCCAUUUCUACUGGCUCACUUGCUCAGCAAUAUGCCCACCCGAAUGCUACCCUGCAUCCACACCCUCCUCAUCCGCAGCCUUCUGCUACGCCAACAGGACAGCAGCAGAGUCAACAUGCUGGAAGCCACCCUGCUCCCAGUCCAGUGCAGCAUCACCAGCACCAGGCUGCUCAGGCACUCCACCUGGCAAACCCACAGCAGCAGUCAGCAAUGUACCAUGCUGGUCUUGCUCCAACCCCACCUUCCAUGACACCGGGCUCCAAUACGCAGUCUCCACAAAAUAGUUUCCCAACAGCACAACAAACAGUCUUCACUAUUCAUCCUUCCCAUGUUCAGCCGGCAUAUACCAAUCCGCCACACAUGGCCCAUGUACCCCAGGCUCAUGUACAGUCAGGAAUGGUUCCUUCUCACCCAACUGCCCAUGCUCCAAUGAUGCUAAUGACGACACAGCCACCUGGUGGUCCCCAAGCCGCCAUCGCUCAAAGUGCACUACAGCCCAUUCCAGUCUCGACAACAACACAUUUCCCCUAUAUGACGCACCCUUCAGUACAAGCCCACCACCAACAGCAGUUGUAAGGCUGAUCUGGAGUAACAAAGGCUGGAUACCUUUUGUAGGCCAAAUACCUUCCUUCCACUGCUUCUGCCAACUGGAAGCACAGAAAACUAGAAUUUCAUUUAUUUUGUUUAAAAAAAAAAAAAUUUGAUUUCUUGUAACAUCCAAUAGGAAUGCUAACAGUUCAUCUUGCAGUGGGAGAGAUUCGGACUGAGUAGAGGCAUGUGGGAACUUGUGGGUUAUUCCAUAAUUCCAUACACUGUAUCAGAGUCCUGCAGGUGCCCAAACUCUGCUUGCUGAAAACUGGAAGUUAUUUAUUUUUUAAUGACCCUUCAAAGUUAUGAACUCAUCAGCUAGCAAAAGAAGUAACACAAGUGAUUCUUGCUGCUAUUAUCACUAAAAAUCAAGACUCGGAGAUCCCUUUUACGUCUAAUAAACUUGAAACAGGUUCAGUAAAAAAAAAUUCUAAUCGUCAAACUGAUGGAUUAUUAUUUAUAAAUCACGUUUGAUGAAGUGAUCACUAUUGCAAGACAGUGAUGUAACUUUUAAGUUAAGAAAACUUUUACUUUGUAGAUAAUAUAAAAUAAAAACUUUAAAAAAAAAUUAAAAAAUAAAAAAAGUUUUAAAAACUGA